Molecule: messenger RNA, 3156 nt
Organism: Pteropus alecto (black flying fox)
Lineage: Eukaryota; Metazoa; Chordata; Mammalia; Chiroptera; Pteropodidae
Gene: ZBTB43
Product: zinc finger and BTB domain containing 43
Exons: 2
Coding region: 245-1648 (467 amino acids)
Biological process (GO): regulation of transcription by RNA polymerase II
Molecular function (GO): RNA polymerase II cis-regulatory region sequence-specific DNA binding; DNA-binding transcription factor activity, RNA polymerase II-specific; protein binding
Source: RefSeq, a predicted model, not a curated record
ACUGUCUCUCUUCAGUCUGGCCCCAUCUCUGCUGUAUCCUUAAUUAAAGUCCGUGGCAUAUAGAUAAUUCUGAUCUCCUUUUUUUCAGAACUCAGGCCAGUUUUAGUAUAUUUCUUAGAUUUUUUGGAUGAGGAGGUGAUAAAUGAGAAGAAUUAUGUACUGCUCUGAAGUCUUCCUCUUACGCUGGUGACACCAACUUUAUAGUGACAAGAUAUAUAACUCACCGAACAAGAUUUGUGAUGAAAUGGAGCCUGGAACAAACUCUUUUCGGGUAGAAUUUCCUGAUUUUUCCAGCACUAUUCUGCAGAAACUGAACCAGCAGCGCCAGCAAGGACAAUUAUGUGAUGUCUCCAUUGUUGUGCAAGGCCACAUUUUCCGGGCACACAAAGCUGUACUUGCUGCCAGUUCACCCUAUUUCUGUGACCAGGUACUCCUGAAAAACAGUAGGAGGAUUGUUUUGCCUGAUGUGAUGAACCCAAGAGUAUUUGAGAACAUUCUCCUGUCUAGUUACACGGGACGUCUCGUGAUGCCCGCUCCAGAAAUUGUUAGUUACUUAACAGCAGCGAGCUUCCUCCAGAUGUGGCAUGUGGUGGACAAAUGCACUGAGGUUUUAGAGGGAAACCCCACAGUCCUGUGUCAGAAGCUAAAUCAUGGCAGUGACCACCAGUCUCCGAGCAGCAGUAGUUACAACGGCCUGGUAGAGAGCUUUGAGCUGGGCUCAGGGGGCCACACUGAUUUCCCCAAAUCCCAAGAACUGAGAGAUGGAGAGAAUGAAGAGGAGAGCACCAAAGAUGAGCUGUCGUCACAGCUCACUGAGCAUGAAUACCUUCCCAGCAACUCGUCCACAGAGCACGACCGACUGAGCACUGAAAUGGCGAGCCAGGACGGGGAGGAGGGGGCCAGUGACAGUGCCGAGUUCCACUACACCCGGCCUCUGUACAGCAAGCCCAGCAUAAUGGCACACAAACGCUGGAUUCACGUGAAGCCCGAGCGCUUCGAACAGGCGUGCGAGGGCAUGGACGUGCACGCCCCCUACGAUGAGCACCAGGUCACUGAGUCCAUCAACACCAUGCAGACGGAGCACUCAGCCCAGCCCUCAGGAGUAGAGGAAGACUUCCACAUUGGGGAGAAAAAGGUGGAAGCAGAGUUUGACGAACAGGCCGAUGAAAGUAAUUACGAUGAGCAGGUGGACUUCUAUGGCUCUUCCAUGGAAGAGUUUUCUGGAGAGCGGUCGGAUGGAAAUCUGAUUGGACACAGACAGGAGGCGGCCCUAGCAGCAGGCUACAGUGAGAAUAUUGAAAUGGUAACAGGGAUUAAAGAAGAAGCAUCCCACUUAGGUUUCUCUGCCACCGACAAGCUGUAUCCUUGUCAGUGUGGGAAAAGUUUCACUCACAAGAGUCAAAGAGAUCGACACAUGAGUAUGCACCUCGGUCUUCGGCCUUAUGGCUGCGGUGUCUGUGGUAAGAAAUUCAAAAUGAAGCAUCAUCUCGUGGGCCACAUGAAAAUUCACACAGGCAUAAAGCCAUACGAGUGUAAUAUCUGCGCGAAGAGAUUCAUGUGGAGGGACAGUUUCCACAGGCAUGUGACUUCUUGUACCAAGUCUUAUGAAGCUGCAAAGGCUGAGCAGAAUACGACUGAGGCUAACUAAAAAUAGGAUCUGGCCCUUGAGUGGCAGGCACAAAAAUAAACUAUGGUAAUUAUGCAAAUCUGGGCACAGAUGAUAUGUGCUACUUGCUAUUAUGAGAGAAGCUUAAAAAAAAAAAAGGAAGAUAUUUCUGAAAGACCAGUUCUAAGUAGGCCAAUUAAAAAAUCUAAUUCCUCAGCUUUGUAUGUUCCAGUCCCGGCCUGGAGUAGGUAAUGGGGGUAAGUUACCCCCGCUCCCAGUAGCAAGGCAGACCUCUAGGCCUGUCACGAUUGAGGCGGGUGCGUUUGGUGAUAGAUACCUGCCCUUGGAACUGGACUCCAGCCCACCAGUUCCACUUCAGGUGGCAGCAGUUUUUGAUCACUCAUUAUUACGAGCUCAUGUUGGAAUUUCAUUUUGCUCUUUCUAUGGAUACUUAGGUAAUAUGGGUUUGUUUUGGUAACUGCUUCACUGAAUGAAAUGCUACUUCUGUAAAAGCUACAGGUAAUGUGAUUCCUAGGAUGCAAAAUUGAUUAGCAGAGCUCUCUUGUCUGGUUUUAUUCUUUCUAAAGUGUAUUUCACCUAAAACAAUGGAGAUACUAAGAGGUGACAUUCUAAGUAUGAAACAACUUAUGGUACAAGCUUCAGUUUCUAUAAGAUGCCACUGUCACAGUGUGUUUCAGACUCUUGAUAAGGCAGAGUAUUUUAGUACUAACAUUUAGUUUGAAAUACUGUAUCUUCUUAUAAUUCUCUAGUGUGCCAGAGAUAGGUAUUUCGAAUUGGUUCACUGUCUGAAAUCCUUUGUUUAAUUGUAGCAUCUACACAGUGGGGUCUCCUCUGUGGCUAGGAGACGUCUGGCCUGCUGCGGCUGACCACGGUACCACUGGCUGCUGUAGCCGCUCUGCUGUCUUAGAUUAUGGUGCUUCCCGAAAGGGUCGGUCAGUGGGGAGGAGCCAGAAGUCACGGCUGAGCGUUACCUGUGAACUUCAGGAGUUACUAGAGUGCCACAGCGACACUCCAGCUGUCAGCGUGAGCGAUGCCAGGAGCAGGAUUUUGAGUGGCAGGUUAUACUUGAGAGGGGGAAAAGCUGCCCAGGAAAAGAGGAGUCUCGCAAAUGCACUGGAAGGGGCGAUGCUCUUCUAGAGGGGACGCUGAGCUCCCGCUGGCAGCUCUGUAGGAGUGCUGGGCGUUUUUUAAAAGGGGGAAAGGACGAGUCCUAAUCUUAGAAAGUAGUCUACAGAUUCAUGCUCCCAAAUUCUAUAUAAAGCCGCAUAAAUUUACAAGUCCACAUAGCUAUACCUACCAAAAACAACAAAAUCAGCAGCUAUUCUGAGACCUUAUCUGCCAAUCAGAUGUUUUAGGGUAAAAAGCAAGCUUAUAUUCAGGAUGCUCGUAAGCAGAGUAACACACCUGACGUUUUCACCGGAGUGGGACAGGUGCUGCUCUUACGUUACCUUCUCCUUAAGCUUCCCGGCCUGUUACUGCCAAGUGGAAACUUUUUUUUCUUCCUUAAAAUAAAAAGAACUUUUCUUGGA